Messenger RNA from Megalopta genalis, 1244 nucleotides. Its product is annotated as metaxin-2. The record is from RefSeq and is a predicted model, not a curated record. Gene Ontology annotation, cellular component: cytoplasm; SAM complex. NCBI's taxonomy places the organism in Eukaryota, Metazoa, Arthropoda, Insecta, Hymenoptera, Halictidae. Gene Ontology annotation, biological process: mitochondrion organization.
GUGUUUAAUUUAGUUAAUUGAUUAAUGAUUGAUUUGGUUAAAUGAAAGCUGAUUUUAUAUUUACAAUUGAUCUUCAAUUGUAACAUCAUUUAGUAUCGAAAUGUUAAUUUUAUAAAUUAUUGUCGAUUAUCAGAAAAAUCAAAGCAAAAGUUUCAGACACUACCGACACUCGCCUGUUCUGUCAUUUGACGAAGUUGGAGACUAAAGAAAAAGACUAAAAUUUUUAAUCGUUGUUAAGAUAUCAUAUAAUAACAAAAUGCCUAGUGAUCUAUUAGAAGAUACUAUUAAUAUGGAAUUAGAAGCUAAGGAGACAUUGCCUGAUGUGAUACCUUUGUAUCAACCAUUCACGGUUGAGCAGAUGCUAUUACCUGAUAAUGCAAAUUGUUUGGCUGUAGAAGUAUUUCUUAAAAUGUGUGACUUUACAGUUGAAAUAAUAUCAAAACACAAUGCCGAGUACAUGUCUCCCACUGGACGUGUACCAUUCAUUAAAUGUGGAUCGCUUGUACAAUCUGAAUUCGAUAGAAUUGUAUCCUUCAUAGAAAGUAAAGGUAAAAGUUUAUCAAACGACCUCUCUGCAUCUUCUAAGGCAGAUAUGAGAGCUUACAUGUCUCUGGUAAAUAAUGUACUUGUGAAUGCGGAAUUGUACAUUUGUUGGGUUCACGAAGACACGUUCAACAAAGUCACCAAAGAAAGGCAUGGAAGUGUAUACCCAUGGCCUUUAAAUCACUUUUUAAACUGGCAAAAGAGAAAUGAAGUUAUAAAGAAACUCAAUGUACUUAGCUGGUAUAGUAAGAGUAUACAGGAAGUGUGCACUGAAGUUGAAAAUUGCUGUAAAGCUUUAUCUGAGAGAUUGGAUGAUAAAGAAUACUUUUCUGGAGGCAAGCCCACAGAAGUAGAUGCACUGGUAUUUGGUCAUAUCCAUGCUCUACUUACAGUCCACUCUAGUCCUUGUGUACAAAAUAUUGCUACAAUUAUAAAACGAUUUCCCAAGCUUAUUAAUCAUGCAAAGAGAAUAGAAGAUAAUUAUUUCGAAGAAGCUUUUAAUGAAAUCACUGAAGACUUUGAAAUUAUUAGUACCCCAUCCAAAGAUACUUUCUGGAAUUCUGAAUCCCUUGAAUCUCUGCCACCACUUUCAGAAGACUCUUUUGAACUUUGAUUUUUCCAAAGAUUGAUUUGUUAGUUUGUUACUACAUUUAUAAUUUUUAUUAUAACACAUAAAAUAUAUAUAUGUAUAUUUAUACCUA